UUGGAAAGAAUAAUAAUCAGAACUAAAAAAAUUUCAAGCAUCGAAAUGGAAGGACACGUUGAGUUUUGAGGUUUGAGGAAUCGUGAUAAAGCAAAUGGAAACAAACAAUUGAAGAACAUAGAAAUGGCAGCUGCGAAGAACGGUAACCAGAGAGCCUUAAGAUGGUCCCUUAACGGAAUCACUGCUCUCGUCACAGGUGGAACUCGUGGAAUUGGGCAUGCCAUAGUGGAAGAGUUAUGUGGGUUUGGUGCCACCGUCCACACUUGUUCCAGAAACCAAGCUGAACUUGAUAAGUGUUUGGAUCAAUGGCGUAGUAAGGGCUUUUUGGUUUCUGGGUCAGUGUGUGAUGUGUCAUCUCCACCCCAAAGAGAGAAACUCAUUAAGGAUGUCACUUCCAUCUUCAAUGCCAAGCUUAACAUUUAUGUGAACAAUGUUGGAGCAAACUACAGGAAGCCAACCACUGAGUACUCUGCUGAAGACUAUUCAGAAAUGAUGGCAAUUAAUUUAGACUCUGCUCACCAUCUGUGCCAACUUGCAUACCCUCUUCUAAAAGCAUCUGGAAUGGGAAGCAUUGUGUUCAUUUCAUCUAUUGCUGGCGUGGUGAGCUUAGGUACUGGAUCUAUCUAUGCAGCAUGUAAAGCUGCAAUCAAUCAGCUUACAAAAUAUCUGGCUUGUGAAUGGGCUAAAGACAACAUAAGGAGUAAUUGUGUUGUUCCUGCUACUACAAACACACCACUUGUUGAACAUCUGCUACGCAACCAGAAGUAUGUAGAUGAAAUGUUGUCUCGAACUCCUCUCGGCCGCAUCGCGGAAGCCGAAGAAGUGUCAUCCUUGGUGGCUUUCCUUUGUCUGCCUGCUGCCUCUUACAUCACAGGACAGGUUAUUUGUGUUGAUGGAGGGUUAACUGUGAAUGGAUUUCAACCCAGCAUGAGAUUAACAUGACAUUCAUGUACUUCUCAGUUUAUUGUUCAAAUGUGUUUCAUCUUUGGAAUAUAAAAGAUCCUUUAGUCUUUCAUUGGACAUUUCAUUUAAUUUCAUCCUUGGUGGUUUUGCUUGCCUGAAGACAGGUUAUUUAUGUUGUUGGAAAACAAACCCUGAAAUGAUUUAAAACAAGCUUGAGAAUAACACAACAUUCAUGUGC
This is a messenger RNA of Abrus precatorius (Indian licorice), 1141 nucleotides long. Its product is annotated as tropinone reductase homolog At5g06060-like. The record is from RefSeq and is a predicted model, not a curated record. Gene Ontology annotation, molecular function: oxidoreductase activity. Lineage: Eukaryota; Viridiplantae; Streptophyta; Magnoliopsida; Fabales; Fabaceae. Bases 124 to 942 code for a protein of 272 amino acids. The transcript has 5 exons.